Messenger RNA from Rhododendron vialii, 2850 nucleotides. RefSeq lists its product as uncharacterized. The coding region runs from base 481 to 1788 and encodes 435 amino acids. Gene Ontology annotation, molecular function: protein binding. The record is from RefSeq and is a predicted model, not a curated record. Lineage: Eukaryota; Viridiplantae; Streptophyta; Magnoliopsida; Ericales; Ericaceae. The transcript is spliced from 7 exons.
AACAUCCAUGGCUCUAGGACACCUUGCAAAAGCAAAUCCACGCUAGAUGUUGGCAUAAAAAAUCUCGUCCGUGACUAAGUAGUAGAGGAUCCAAUGGGAUUCCCAAGCUCAAACCAUGGUUGAAAAGCACGGAUGCAAUCAUCAAUCAGACACAGAAACCCAUACUAGCACUCCUACCGUUAAUAAGAGAAAACCAGCGCCAACGGAAUGCCAGCGCGCCUUCGCAUUCAGUAGCACGGACGCCGCUCCAAGACAAGUCUACGCUAACACGACAGACAAAAGAAAGAGGGAAAAAAGAAGAAGAAAAAGAAAUCGCAACAAUAAAGAGAUCUACCAAUCGCAACGAUAAAGUGAUCUACCACAGUAACGAUCAAUCAUCUAUAUACAAAAGGCUCAAACAGUUUAAUAUGCAUCCAAGAAUUAUGAACUAGUAAUAUUCAAUCUGUAAGAGAGUGCCCAGAAUCUAGCUUCCAUCGAUCAAUGGCUUACUCAAGCACCACUUCCUCAGACGAGAAGUACCCGUACCCCUGGGAGGUUAACGUUCUGGACUUCGUCCCAGACAAGUUGUCUGAUGCGAAAUGCUAUCCCGAGUGGAAGCAGCUGAUGGUAGACCUCAUCAAGAGUCAAGGCUUGCUUGGCUUUGUAGAUGGCAGCACAACUGAGCCUGCAUCCAAAAGGGUCUCCCAAGCGGCCUCAUCAAAUUCCGUCUCAUGGAGAAGAUCAGACAAUCUUGUACAGGGAUGGAUCCUUACUACGCUCGACAAAGAUACCCGUCUGCAAGUGUUGCAAUAUACAACUGCAAGAGGGGUGUGGACAAGGUUGGUGGAUAUGUUCGAUCGGGCUAAAAAUAGGUUCCAACUAGAUGAAGAAACUGCAAAGAAGCUAAGCAAUUAUCUGCCACUGCUAAUAGCUGCAAUCGAAGGUGACUGGGACACCACCAGCAAAAUCAUAGAAAGUGAACCAGAUAUUGUCAGGGCUGCCAUCACGCCACACUCAGAAACAGCGCUCUUUCUGGCAGUGAAGUCGUCACGGAGAAACCAUUUCGUGGAGAAGAUUUUGAAGAAAAUGUCACCAGAGGAUGCAGGCCUAGCUAACCUAUGGGGCAUGACAGCUCUUCAUCGUGCUGCAGGAGUUGGCAACGUUGAGGGAGCAAAACUGUUAGUUAACAAGAACCCGAACCUGCCUAACGUUUUGAAUAAAUAUGGAUAUGCACCUCUCAAUUAUGCUGCUAGCACUGGGAGUAGGGAGAGUGUUGUUUACUUAUGGGAAGUCACCAAAGAAGAAGUUAAAUUGAAAGAUGACGUAGCUGCUGAACUUUUGCGCGAUCUCACAAGAGGGGAACACUACGACAUAGCUCUAACAUUGCUUCAGCGCAAACCUGAGUUGGCAUGCAUGGAGCCCUCUGUUUUGAAUGUGCUUGUUGAAAAGUGUUCUUCUUUCCGAAGUGGAACCUCCUUAAACUUCUGGCAGAGCUUAAUCUAUUCGGGUGUUCCUGCGAAAUCAGAACACAUUGCAAAGCGCCAUAGCGGGGGAGGAGGGAACAUUGAGAAGCCUACCAACUGCUGCAUUUUUGGUUGGGUGAGGCAAAGAUUUCAUUCUAUGUUUUGGGAAGUUGCUGAAAAAUUUGUACCACAGAUCAAGAACAUCCGAGAAAAGAAAUUAAUACACCAUAAUGUACUUCAACUUCUCAGACUCCUUUGCGUUGAAAUUGCAAAACUAAAUUUCUCCAAAGUGCAAAGCAUAUUUGGUCCCGGCGUUGCUCAGUGCAACAUAUGCUGGAAUUCAUGAGAUUGUUGAAGAGAUCAUAGUGUUGUAUCCUCUCGGCAUGGAUUCUCGAAACGAGGUGGACGGAACCUUAUUCCAUUAUGCAAUUAUGUGGCGCCGUGAACGUGUGUUCAACCUCAUAUAUCAACUGGAAGCUGGUUGGAGAUAUCUAACAUUACUAGAUAAAUCGAGGAACAAUGGUCUGCAUUUGGCUGGAUGUUUGAGACCUCAGCAAAAACUCAAUCUCAAAGAGAGUGUUGCGGGUGCAGUGUAACAAAUGCAACGUGAAUUGCAAUGGUUUAAGGAAGUGGAAAAACUUGCAAAGCCUGGAGACAAGGACGUAAGGAACACCGACGGAAUGACACCUGCAGAAGUGUUCACUAAUUCACACCAAGAAUUGGUAAAGGAAGGUGAGCAAUGGAUGAAAGAUACGGCCACAUCAUGCACCACUGUAGCUACUCUUAUUGCCAUCUUUGCAGCUACUGUUAUAAUAUUGGGAAGAAACAACAACAACGAUGAUGGCCAUCAAUUACUUUCAAAACAAAAAUGCUUCAUAGUCUUCGGGAUAUUUGACACACUCGCUCUUUUCUCAUCCAUAACUUCUAUGUUAAUGUUCUUGCUUAUCCUCAUUUCACGAUAUGCAAGUGAAGAUUUUCUCUAUGCCUUACCCAAAAGAUUAAUUAUUGGUCUCACAACUCUAUUCGUCUCCAUAUUAUCCAUGAUGGUAGCCUUUGGUGCCAUACUCUUAUCUUUUGUUUGGAGAUGACAAGGGAUAUGGGUUCUUAUUCCUGUUGUUGCGCUGGCCAGUCUUCCUGUAACCUUGUUCGGAACCCUGCAUUUUCCUCUCCUUGUACAGAUGAUUCAAUCCACAUACGGUCGAGGCCUUUUUGGUAAGCAAAGUGAUCGUAUGCUUGGGUAGGAUAGACAUCAAAAUCGGGAAUCCAAGUUGAGCUACCGGUAUAGGUAUUUAAUGGUGUCACAACAUGCAUAAGUUGCUACUAUUUGUGUACCCGUUUUUUAGUAUGAAUAGUGCUUUGUAAUUAACUGCUCAACUUAUGAUGUUACAUUUUCCUAUUUGUAAGAUCA